This is a messenger RNA of Belonocnema kinseyi, 1472 nucleotides long. It is a transcript of the gene Trs20, whose product is annotated as probable trafficking protein particle complex subunit 2. NCBI's taxonomy places the organism in Eukaryota, Metazoa, Arthropoda, Insecta, Hymenoptera, Cynipidae. Bases 38 to 460 code for a protein of 140 amino acids. The record is from RefSeq and is a predicted model, not a curated record. Gene Ontology annotation, biological process: endoplasmic reticulum to Golgi vesicle-mediated transport. Gene Ontology annotation, cellular component: nucleus; cytoplasm; TRAPP complex. The transcript has 3 exons.
AAAUAUAUCUUCCCUGUAAUGUGUUGUAUGAAGAAAUAUGUCGGCCAGUUUUUAUUUUGCUAUCGUUGGACAUGCAGACAACCCGUUAUUCGAAUUUGAAUUCCCUAACCCUGGUAAAGAUGGAAAGAAAGAAGAUCAUGCGCACCUCAGCCAGUUUGUUGCCCAUGCUGCACUUGAUUUAGUAGAUGAACAUGUAUGGAAAACAGCAAGCAUGCAUUUAAAAGUUAUCGAUAAAUUUAAUCAAUGGUUUGUUAGCGCAUUCGUGACAGCAACUCGAAUACGUUUUGUAAUGGUGCAUGAUAGUAAAAACGAAGAUGGUAUUAGGAACUUCUUCAAUGAAAUGUAUGAAACUUACAUCAAGUACUCCAUGAACCCGUUUUACAAGAUAAAUACAUCAAUCAAGUCAGUUGGGUUUGAGAAAAAAGCGCAGCUAUAUGGAAGGAAGUAUUUAAUGUCAUAAGUAUGAGGGAAACAUGUAAAGCGGAAUCGUAAAAUAAUUUUGCGCCCAAAAAUGAAUUUACGUGUAUUUUGUAAGUUUUAGUUGUAAGUUUUAUUUUUAGCUUUAUUUUGUACUCGAGUAAGUUACUGUAUUUUUCUUUGCAGUUUUUUGGUAUUACUAGCGCAUUUGACAAAAAAAAGAUGCUCGAUUCUAUUCUAUAUGUGUUCAUUCAUUUGUUAAUAUUUUUAAUGCAAAUUUGGAGACGAUUGUAAAAUAAGAUUUCUCAAAAUAUAACAGGCUAACUGUACAUCAAGCCAGUUGAAUGUAUGGUUAGAUUUUUGUUGUAUCGAAAAAGCCAAUAUUCAACACGUGUCCAAAGUUGCAUUUAAAAUUUAAGCAAAAGACUGCAAACUUCUAUUCAAUUACUAUCGGAGCUAAAAAGAGGAUUUUUCUCACAAAUACACUAAAAAUAAUAGUUAUUACCAAAAAUUGCUAGAUGAUCAAAAAAACUGCAACACCAACGAAGAACUUAUUGUUAGCUUUGGAUCGCUCUUUGUGCUUAAAACAUACGAAAUCAGACUGAUUUGGUCACCCAUUUCUCGAAUAUCAGACGUGUUUAUAGAAUUUUUGUACGGUGAUUGCUCCGACAAUAAGUGUAAGCGUUCGAUCAAUUUAAUAGUGAGCCAGAUACAAUUAUAAUAAAGAUUGAUGUUAAUUGUUUUUUAUUGUAAUGCUUUAGUCAUUUCUAGGAAUUGUUGCUUAACAACUUUAACGGCUUUGGGUGCCAGGUAAGUCUACACAAAUACUACAAAAAUUGUGAUACUAAUUUGAUUAAUUUUUACUAAAUUUAUGAAUAGAAGCGGAGAGGGUAAAGGUAAGAUCACUUCAACGCAUAAAGACAGGUAGCGCUUGCAGCUAGCAAAGCCUAAAAUCGCUGCUGGGUCAAUUAUUGUUGUAUAUACGUGAUUUUUAAAAAACUGUUAGUAAAAAUACAAUUGUAAUUACAGAAAAAGUAAAGCGCAUAUAAGAAAUU